Molecule: messenger RNA, 2802 nt
Organism: Dothidotthia symphoricarpi CBS 119687
Lineage: Eukaryota; Fungi; Ascomycota; Dothideomycetes; Pleosporales; Dothidotthiaceae
Exons: 7
Coding region: 1-2802 (933 amino acids)
Biological process (GO): phosphorylation; phosphorelay signal transduction system
Molecular function (GO): phosphorelay sensor kinase activity
Source: RefSeq, a predicted model, not a curated record
AUGCCACCAAAUGAGGGGGAUACUCGUCCAACUUUGCUGGACCUGGAAACUUUGGAAGCAGACCCUGCACCAACUUUUGUCAUCAAGUCUGGAUCUAGUGGAGUUGGAGUACUGGAGUUUGACUUUCUGUUUUGCAACGAGGCGUUCCGGAAAAGUGGUCUUCGAGAUGUGGUGUUGGCGCAGGAUGAUCCAACACUCCUUUUCCGAUCCUGGACAUACGCGUUGGGCAACUACAAACAAGAAUUUGAGUUUGCAGAAAGGAUCUGGUCUGCAAAAACAACUGGACACAGUGGCACUUGGAAAAUCAUAAAAGUGGUCAAGGAUGUAUCGAAAGAGCAGCACCAAGGCAACGGAAACCGUCCCGAAACAUCAGCAAGCAUAGACGCAGGAUUAAGAGCGGGAGAGCAGAGUUCUGUCUACCGGCGCUCGAAAGAUGACGUGAUGAAAAAGAUCCAGCAUAGCAGAACCAACGAGCUUGGAAAUAUGUUUAUACCACCCGAGAACUUUACAGCGCGGUGGGAGAGCAUACAGACUAUGAUGGAGAUGAGCGAUGUGGGAGUGUUCGAGUACAGUCCUGAAGGAAAGUUAAUUCACGCCAAUGAAGCGUGGUAUCGGCUCUCAUCCCAUCCCCGGGAUCUUCCUGCGCACGUUGAAUUCUCUUUCAUGCAACUCGUAUACCCGGAGGAUCAAACUCUCGUCUUAACUAUGUGGAAUGAAUUAGUGUCAGGCAAUCCUGUGACCUUUGAAAUGAGAUGGAGCUCCUCGGCUGAUACAGUCACAUCCGCACAAUGGGUUCUUUCCUCUUGUGUGCCCGUCCUCGACGACCAGGGUAAUGUGGUUAGUAUUGCUGGUAAUACCAUCGAUAUCAACGCGCAGAAGAAGUCGCAAGAAGUAAUCCAGGCGCGCGUUGAGGCCCUCGAACAAGUCAGGUUGUCAGAACUCAAGUUCGAGAGAUUCGCUCAGCUUUCACCCACGGCAAUUUACAUAUUUGUCCCGAAGACUGGCAUGACGUUCUGCAACGAUCAAUUUCUCGAGCUCACAGGCUUAUCGCGAGGGGAACCUGGACAGGCCGACUGGCUUAAAGUUAUCGCUGAAGAGGACGUACAAGCCGUGAACGCGUACUGGGCCGCUAUCGUUGAGGGCAAGAAGUCUGAUUCAAUGCAAUUCCGGCUCAGGACGACAUGGAUAAACCAAGACGGUGCACGCUCCAAUAUCUGGGUGGAGAGUUCGAGUCACCAAGAGCUGGACGAAAGUGGGAAUGUCAUAAGCAUCAUGGGUACACUGUUUGACAUCUCACAAUUCAAAUGGGCGGAAAGCUUCCAGCAGCAGAGAAUUCAGGAAGCUCUAGAAGCCAAGCGACAACAAGAAAACUUCAUUGACAUGACAUCCCAUGAGCUUCGUAAUCCGUUAUCAGCUGUUGUGCAAUGCGCAGAUUCAGUAAUCAAUACUCUCAAAUCAACAACACUUUUCGACAACGACACAUCUGGGAUACGAGAAGAUCUUACGGAAUCUUUGCAGACCAUUGUUCAAUGCUCAAUUCACCAAAAGCGCGUCAUCGACGACGUACUCACUUUGUCGAAGCUCGACUCUGAGUUAACAGUAAUCUCACCUACGCGCGUACAUCCCGUGGCUGUGGUCUCAGAUGCGAUGAAAUUAUUUGAUGCUGAGUGCGGCCAUGCGAAGAUUAAGCUCGAAUUCAAGGAAGACGAAACUCUACGAGAGUUUAGGACGGCGAUGCUGGAUCCUUCGCGUCUGCUACAAAUAUUUUUCAAUCUUCUCACAAACGCUAUCAAAUUCACUAAAGACCGACCGACACGCAAAAUCACAGUGACCAUCGGCGGCUCCUGGACCCGUCCGCCCAAGUGUUGGCAAAAUAUCAGCUUCACUAACCACGACACGCCUGAAACUGACAUCCUCGACGGGCCAGAGUGGGGAACAGGAAGGAAAGCAUACCUUUGGAUUCAAGUCACUGACACUGGCUGUGGCAUGACACUUGACGAACAAACGAAGCUCUUCUCCAGGUUUUCUCAGGCCACGCCUCGCACACAUGUCAAGUACGGCGGUUCAGGCCUCGGUCUCUUCAUUUCCAAAUCUCUUGCGGCGCUGCAAGGCGGCGCGAUCGGUGUUCAUUCCGAAAGCAACGUCGGCUCGAAUUUCGCCUUCUUCAUCGGCACGCGCAUUGUAGACCCACCAGCCGGUCUGGAAACGCGAGCUCGCCCAGAACUUUCACGUAUAGUUUCUACCGACGACGCGAUGCGGGCCGUCAAGCUCAAUGUCCUCAUCGUGGAAGACAAUCUCGUCAAUCAGAAGGUUCUUCGCAAGCAGUUGCUAAGAUUUGGCUGGGACGUCAGUGUCGCCGGCAAUGGUCAGGAGGCAGUGGACUGGUUAAAAGAGAGCGUCUACUGGCAAGAGAACAAUUCGCAACAAGAAGACGCAGACACUAUCUCAACUGAAGCACAGGAAGAUCCGUCUCCCUACAGUGCGACAAAACACCCUCUGGACAUCAUACUCAUGGAUAUCGAAAUGCCUAUCAUGGACGGCUUGACCUGCACUCGCCUAAUCCGCGAGUACGAGCAGCUCGGCCUCCUGGCUCCUCCGCGUCCGAUGCACAGUUCGACCACGGACGGUACGCGAAAAGUUCCCAGACUCCCCAUCUUAGCUGUCAGUGCGAAUGCGCGGCCUGAGCAGGUGGAACAGGCUAUUGCGGGAGGGAUGGAUGAUGCGAUUUCGAAGCCAUUCAGGAUUCCGGAGCUGUGGCCCAAGAUUAGGGGCCUUGUGGAGAGACUGGCGGAGCAGCAGUGA